This is a messenger RNA of Daphnia pulex (common water flea), 1468 nucleotides long. RefSeq lists its product as uncharacterized. Lineage: Eukaryota; Metazoa; Arthropoda; Branchiopoda; Diplostraca; Daphniidae. The coding region runs from base 48 to 473 and encodes 141 amino acids. The transcript is spliced from 4 exons. The record is from RefSeq and is a predicted model, not a curated record.
CUAUCCGUCAUCAACUGCAUUCCUCAUCGUGUAAGCGAUUCGCAAUUAUGGUCAACUAUGGCGUCGUGCUCCUGUUGGGUGUUGAAUCGUUGAUGGCUGGAUUGAAGUCGAACGCAGGUGUAGUGAUGUCUUUUUGGUAUGGCGGAUAUCAAACCGCAACGCCGCCGCCUUCCUACACAACUUACGCAACGAUCAGUUCCUGCACCGAGGUCUUCAAGUACUACGCCACUAAAGCACCGGAGUUGUAUACCACAACUUAUGCUGUCCCGAGCCACUACACUGACACCCCGAAGUAUUACUCUGCCCCGAGUUACUACACCAAGGCGACCGAGUACUACAUGACAAGGCAUGCUGCCCCAUCCUACUACACCGAGGCUCCCAACUACUACACCGAGGCUCCCGCUGAUUACCAAAACGGUCGAGUACUACAACGAAGCGGUAAAGUACUACUCUGCCCCGAUCUACACAACUGAGGCGGCCAAGUAUCUCGCUGUCCCGACGUACUACAUAGAUGCUGCUCUUGCGUGUCACGUUGAACAGAAAUACUACACUGAUGCUCCAGUUCACUACACCACGACCUAAGCUACACCGCAGCCCCCAAGUACUACAGCGAAGAAGCCGCCUAUUACACAACAACGUAUGCUGCCUAGUUUACUACACCGAGGCUCCCAUGUACUACAUCACUAAGGCACCGGAGUUUCAUACCACAACUUACGCUGCCCCAAGCCACAACACUGACGUCCUGAAGUAUUACUCUGCCCCGAGUUACUACACCAUCUAAGCGAUGGAGUACUACAUGGCUACGUAUGCUGCCUAUCCUACUACACCAAGGCUUCUAACUGCUACACCGAGGCUGGCGCUGAUUACUCCACCAAUACGGUCGAGUGUUACACCGAAGCGGCAAAGUACUUUUCUGCCCCGAUCUACACAACCACAACUGAUGCGGCCAAGUAUUACGCAUUCCCGACUUGCUACACCAAAGCUGCUCUUUCGUGCUACGUUGAACCGAAAUACUACACUGAUGCUCCCGUCAUUACACCACGACUUACGCUACACCUAGCUACAACACCGCAGCCGCCAAGUACUACACCGAAGGAGCCGCCUGUUACACAACCACGUACGCUUCCUGGUAUACUACAUCGAGGAAUCUAAGUAUUAUCCUGCUCCAAACUACUACCAUCUGAAGUUCAUAAGUAUUACACCAGCAAUUCUCCUGACUGUCACCACUACUCAUGUUGCUCUACCUAUACAUCGAAGUUCUGAAGUAUUUCACUGGAUGUGUUGAAAGAUAUCAUUGAAUGUGUUGAAAUAUUGCUGAAAUACAAGAUUGAUCGAUAAAUCACGUGUAUGUCUCUAUUUUCUCCUGAAGUACCUUUCCUCCUGCUGUUCAUUUCGUGAUGUGAGAAAAUAUUUCUGAGUGUCAUGUAAAUUUCUAAAUAAUUGAUCUUGCAAAAUACAACAAUAAAAA